Diaporthe citri is the source of this 1239-nucleotide messenger RNA. RefSeq lists its product as uncharacterized. The record is from RefSeq and is a predicted model, not a curated record. Gene Ontology annotation, biological process: secondary metabolite biosynthetic process. The transcript has 3 exons. Bases 1 to 1239 code for a protein of 412 amino acids. NCBI's taxonomy places the organism in Eukaryota, Fungi, Ascomycota, Sordariomycetes, Diaporthales, Diaporthaceae.
AUGUCGGAGCAGCAACUAAUCCACGUCGCCAUUGUGGGUGGUGGGAUCGGAGGAGUGGUUUUGGGUAUUGCACUUUCCAAAUUCCAGCACAUCACAUACACCAUUUAUGAGUCGCGGGGCGCAUUCGGCGAGAUCGGGGCCGGCGUGGCCUUCUUCAAGAACGGCCACUCUGCAAUGCGCCUGAUCGACCCGCGCAUCUGGGAGAGCUACUUGGAAAUAGCGUCCUUCAAUGGCUGGGAGGACAAGCAGGACGUGUGGUUCGACUUCCUGGAUGGCGAGAGGGGCGAGAACGAGGGCAGGCGGAUUGUCGAGGUGCAGAUGGACAAUCCAAAGGGGUUGAGUGGGGCACAUCGCGCGAGUCUGCUGAACGCUCUGACGAAGUUGCUGCCGGCCAACGUGACGGAAUUCAACAAAAGGCUGGUUUCGGUGGAUCAAAGCCGGGAGAAUGUGGUUUGCCAGUUUGCGGACGGCAGCCAUGGCGAAGCAGACUUGGUGGUUGCGUGCGACGGCAUUUGGUCCGCUUGUCGACCGCUGGUAUUCGACGACCCGGAGUUGGCCUCCCCGAGAUUUACGGGCAAGGUUGCGUAUCGUGGCCUCUUACCUAUGAAGCUUGCUGAAGAAGUCUUGGGGGAUGAACAUGCGAACAACAGGACCAUGUUCCUUGGCCGCGGUGGCCAUGUCUUGAUGUUUCCAGUGGCUAAUGGGGCCGUAAUGAACGUCGUCGCUUUCCAUGACAGUGACAAGGCUACGUGGGAGGGCGAAUAUAUUCAGAAGCUACAGAUGGGGAAGGCUCAAAGGGACUUCAGUGAGUCCCAGUGGGGGUCAUGCGUAGUGAAGAUCGUGGAAGGUCUCGAAGCCCGCCAGGACGACAUCUCCAGCAUCUUGGCCGCCCUGUCGGCCGAGAGCCCUGAGGAUGCCCAAGCCGCCCAGGGUGCUCUGAGCGCUGCACCCGCAGCACCCGUUGCGCGCAGCCCCAAGAAGGAGGCCGCCGCCGCUGCUGAUGACGAUGAGGAGCAGCUGGACGCUGAUGGGUACGAGCUCGACACCAGGAAGGUCAACGAUGACGAGGACGAGCAGCUGGAUGCCGAUGGGUAUGAGCUCGACACCAGGAAGGUCAACGACGACGAGGACGAACAGCUUGAUGCUGAUGGGUAUGAGCUUGACACCCGCAAGACCAAGGACGCAGAUGAGGAGAAGGAGGAGGAGGAGGAGAUCGCUGCUGGUGAGGAGGACGCCUAA